This is a messenger RNA of Talaromyces stipitatus ATCC 10500, 2961 nucleotides long. RefSeq names its product intracellular protein transport protein (UsoA), putative. Gene Ontology annotation, biological process: vesicle fusion with Golgi apparatus; endoplasmic reticulum to Golgi vesicle-mediated transport; intracellular protein transport. The transcript is spliced from 6 exons. Bases 1 to 2961 code for a protein of 986 amino acids. The record is from RefSeq and is a predicted model, not a curated record. Gene Ontology annotation, cellular component: ER to Golgi transport vesicle membrane; cytoplasm; Golgi membrane. NCBI's taxonomy places the organism in Eukaryota, Fungi, Ascomycota, Eurotiomycetes, Eurotiales, Trichocomaceae.
AUGUUUCGAAUACUCGAAUCGCAAGCGCCGGCAAAGCAGACGGCCACUGAUGCAAUCAGCGUACUAUCGAACAGACUACAAAGCGCAACUUUACUGGAGGACCGUCGAGCAGCUGUACUUGGGUUACGGAGCUUUGCGAAAAAUUACCCUGCCAGUGUGGCUUCUGGGUCGCUUCGAGACCUUAUUGCAAGUGUCCGAAAAGAUGCUGAAGAUGUGGAUACUUUGAAAGUGGUGUUGGAGACAUUGUUGCUAUUAUUCUCUCCUGAUGAGAACAGCCCUGAAGCUUCAGAAGAGAUUGUACUAUGGCUUGCAGAUGAAUUCACCCAGCGUCAAGACAAUAUCACAGCUCUACUCGACCUCCUCGAAACCAAGGACUUUUACUCCCGGCUAUAUGCUUUGCAAUUGAUUUCAGCUAUAUGUGCGGCCCGACCAGAUCGAACCCAGGAAUGCAUCUUUACCGCUCCGCUGGGCAUUUCGAGACUAGUGAACGUACUAUCGGAUGUUCGAGAGCCGGUUAGAAACGAGGCUCUUGUUCUUCUUAUUGCUCUCACUCCCUCGUCAGCCGAGUUACAAAAGCUUGUUGCGUUCGAAAACGCAUUUGACCGUAUCUUCGACCUCAUUGAAGCGGAAGGGUCGUUAUCACAUGGAUCUGAAGUAGUAGUGGAUUGCCUCUCUCUGCUGGCAAACCUACUGCGACUCAAUGUUUCGAAUCAAACCUACUUCAGAGAAACAGGAUGUGUCAAGAAACUCGCCGCCCUGCUUACGGAUGUGACAAACCCGCCAGAACCGGAAGAAGAACUGCCAGCAUGGUCGACAGCGCGGCGAGAUAAGAAUCUAUGGGGACUGCUAGCGAUUAUCCAGUUGUUCCUUGUUAAGGGCGGGAUACUGAAGACAAACCAGACGGCUUUUUGGCAAGCAGGAAUCAUGGAAAAGGUGCUGCUCGUUGCCUUCAGUAAGGACUUCGAUGUCCCUGUCAUUGCAAAGGCUUUAGAGACCUGCGCGGGUUUGAUUCGCGGAAACUCAUCGUUGCAAGAGAAAUUUGCAGAUGUCGAAGUAACUUGGAGUACUGAAUCUGCAGCCACGGAAGCGACGAAUGGCAGUUUGAAACUCAAUAAUCCUGUCCAAAUUAACGUUAUUGAAGCUUUACUUAAAUUGACGCUCGAACCGGCACCAGUUUACGCACUAGAAGCUCGACUCGCAGCAUGUGAAUGUAUCCAAGCUUUCUUUGCGAAACACAAUGGCAUACGUCUACAUUUCCUGGGACGUGCUAUUGACGGUCACAUGAGCGGAAACGAUCAGAUACCUAACAUAUUGACGACCCUACUAGAGACUCCAGAGUCUCGUACAAGAGUUGAUCCCUACGGUAACUGGAUCGCUUCGGUUCUGAUGUUCCACUUAUUAUUCGAAGAUCCGGAAGCCAAGGCGCUUGCCCUCAAGGUCACGGAAGGAAAUGCAGAAAAGGGCGAAGAAGUCGUUACAUGUAUCCAGACAAUAGCCGGCAACUUGACCACAGGCCUACAGAGGGGUGAUGAUGAACGGAUUUCCGUCGCAUACUUGAUGCUCUUGUGUGGCUGGCUAUUCGAAGACCCAGAUGCAGUGAACGAUUUCUUGGGAGAGGGUAGCAUCAUCCAGUCAUUGAUCCGUGAGAUUAAGCAGAGUGGUGUUGGCAAUAUUCUUGUUCCUGGUCUAUCCUGUGUUCUGUUGGGUAUCAUUUACGAAUUCUCUACAAAGGACUCUCCUAUUCCAAGAGAGACACUUCAUAACUUGCUCAAUAGCGGGCUGGGCAGGGAACAGUACAUUGAUAAGAUAACCAAACUUCGAGAGGAUCCUCUAGUUCGAGAUUUUGAGGUUUUACCACGCACAGGCAGAGGUGAUCAUGAUGGGACCCUUCCAGGCAUCUUCUUCGAUGCCGUCUUUAUAGAGUUCCUGAAGGACCAUUUCAGCCACUUCCUGCGCGCAAUCGACCGCGAGCCUGGGUUGGAGGUCCCAGUCAUGACUAAUGGUGUCCAGAAGGGUAUAUCCCGGGAAUUAGUUGAUUCACUUCGGGCACAAGUCGAGCAAAACAGCCAGACUAUACAAAAAUUGGAACUGGAUUUGCUGAACCUGCAACAGAAGCUAGAGCAAGAACAGCUGGAUCAUCGACGAACGAAGGAAUCCACAAGCCAUGAGAUGGCUCGCAUCAAGAAUAUCAACGAGGGCCUGCAGAAGAAUCAUGAAGUAGAAAUUUCGCGAUUGGAGGAAUAUUACAAAGGGUUGAACGACAGUCUUCAGAAGAAUCAUAGGAUGGAGCUGUCGAAAUUGGAAGAGCAUCACCAGCAGGAACUGUCGAAACUGGAAGAUCGCCACCAGCAAACCAUCUCGAGCUUGCAGAAAGAUCAUACUUACGAAUUGUCAAAGUUGGAAGGCCAACACAAACAAGGACAAAAUGAUCUACUAAAGCAGCAUGACGAACAGUUGCGAGCGAUUGAUAGUCAGCUGAAAGAUACUACUGCAGACUACGAACGAAAUAAUGCUAGGUUACGUCAGCGUCAUGAGGACGAGGUGGCCGGUUUCAAGAAGUCUAUCUCUGAUUUGGAAAGAAACCUUAAGGCAUCUAGCAAGGAUCAUAUGCAAGAGCUAGAGAAAAUACGAGACGAGCACUCGACUAGAUACGGCGACUUUGAAAACAAACUCAAGCAAGCUACUAAGAGAGCAUCAAAAGCUGAAAAACGUGCCCAAGCCUUUGAAAAGGAACUCUCGGAUGCCAGGGAAGCUGCGCAAAAAGCAGAGAAGAGGGCAACAGAAGCAGAAACCGCGCGAAAAGAAGCUCAGAGUGAAUUGGAGGAUCUUCUCAUCGUAUUUGGUGACUUGGAGACGAAGAGAAAACAAGAAAAGCAACGCCUCAAAGAACUCGGUGAAGAAGUGUCAGAAGAUGAGGAUGAGGAGGGCGAUGACGAGGACGAGGAAGAAGAUGAUGAAUAA